Drosophila biarmipes is the source of this 1026-nucleotide messenger RNA. RefSeq lists its product as uncharacterized. The transcript is spliced from 3 exons. Lineage: Eukaryota; Metazoa; Arthropoda; Insecta; Diptera; Drosophilidae. Gene Ontology annotation, biological process: synaptic signaling. Gene Ontology annotation, molecular function: zinc ion binding. Gene Ontology annotation, cellular component: plasma membrane. The record is from RefSeq and is a predicted model, not a curated record. Bases 1 to 1026 code for a protein of 341 amino acids.
AUGCAAAUUGUGUGCGGACAUCUCGUCUUUUUGGCCCUGGCCAGUGACCAGUGCGAGAAUAUCACGCAUACGCCCCGUGCAACUGCUCCUGUGCGCUGCGAGUCGCCGAAUGCGACGAGUCCCAAGGAAACCGAGCCGGCGGACAAAAGGGGCCAAGUCCGCUCGGAUAUUCUUAUCACCGCCGGUCAGUCGUCGCCGGUUGUCCAGCUUGUCCAGUUGGGACUCCAGCGGCUAGUCCAAGCACUCCUGGUCCUCCAUCCUGCUGAUCCCGAGUCGCUGCUCGCCGGUUGCUGGUCCUGUUCCCACCGCUCACUUAAGCCGCUUUGGGCAUGCAUGGAGUCGCCAUUGCCGAGCCCUGACCAGGAGGACCUGGAUGAGUUGAUCCACUGGGACGUGAACUGCAAUGGCUGCGGCAGCACCAGGCUGAUCCACUACCGCUACAAGUGCCUGCGCUGCCCGGACUACGAUCUGUGCGCCGCCUGCCACGAGAACGGGGUGGCCAGCGGACACCACGAGCCGGGCCACCCGUUCCAGUGCCUGCUGGACCGCGCCGCCCGCGAGCUGCACUUCGCCGGCGAGCGGACGCCGGAUCUGUGCGCCGACAGCUACACGUGCCCACUGUGCGGCGGCAUGGGCCUGUCCGCCGGCGACCUGAUGCGGCACUGUCAGAUGGAGCACCGCCUGGUGCGCCUCUCCGUCAUCUGUCCGCUCUGCGUGGCGGUGCCGGCCUCGAAUCCCAACAGGGUGAACAACAUCACCACCCACUUGAUCCUGUGGCAUCCGGCGAGUCCUUCGAGGGCUCCCGCGUCCCCUUCGCGAGCAGAGCCCCUGGCCGACUUCCGAUGGCCGCAGCAGGGCCUGGGCCAUAUGACCACGGCGCCGUCUCCGGAAACGGGAUCUGGAACGGCCACCCAUCAUACCUUGCCCUCCGCCCAGGUGCCACAGGUGCGCUUCCUCCUGCCCAGGGGCAGGCCGCCCUUGGCGCCUUCCGAGGACCUCAGCGACCAGGAGGUCGUCGAGAUGUGA